GGCGCGGCUCACCGCAUAAUAGCCCGCCCGGUUUUAGGCUGUGUGUCGGGGAGGUUGAACUGACAUACCCUACCGUGUGUGCACUAUAUAGGUGUGUGCAAUACACUAAGUGACUCGGCCCCUUCACAUUCUAAAGUCUUGGCCCGGUGAAUGCAACAUUGUGGCUAGUGUUAAUAACCAAUUGUCAACACCGCCAAUAGACGCUUUGUGGGGCGAUUAGCACCCGACCGUAGCUCCAAUCUCUGCUAUACAAAACAACCUCCCAGCAGUAACCCAUUCUGAUUCACAUGUGCACGCUUCGCCACACUCCACCAUACAAAUGUGAUUUUUCCUUUGAUGCGGUUAUUAAGUGACAUGCACGACGGACUCCCAUGUAUACGAAGUCUCUGUGUUUGAGACUGAUGACAGUACAUCAACUACUCAGGAAUCUAGACUCCAGGUUACUCACCAGCGCUCGCAUGGAUAACUCAGCAUGAUACAUGUUGGUUCCCUUCAUCAGCUCAUACCACCCCAAGAUUGCUGUUUUAACAAGGUAAAAAGAGCCAGGACAGAGAGUGACGGAGUAAGUGAGAACCACACGCAGUCAGCAAGCAGGUCUAUGGAAAUACAGCAGUUGGCCAGUCCACAUAGUCAAGUGUCUAGUGCCAACGGCAAUUCACCCCAGCAUGACAACUCCACUGACAGCAAUUGCUCUGUAACAACCAAUGGAACAGAUGGUAACCAUGUUUCUAUGGCAACAACAGCAGAAUCAAGCGUGUUGACGAGUACGGACAGUUGGAAUUCAGUUCACACAGCUGCCUCAAUCAAAUCUGAACCGCUCAGUAAUAGCGACCCGUCAACCCCUACUGUGAUUCAGGACGGUGGUUAUGGCGUAAAUGCCCCCCUUGGUGGCUAUGCAGGGUCGAAUUCAGGGGUCGGAGGUCAAAGUUCGUUGGAUAUGAAUCUUCGGCAGCCUAAAUCAGAGUUUCCUUCACAGUAUUACCCAAGCCAAGCCUACCCACACAUAUUACCCACACCAUCAGCGCAGGGGAGUAAUUUCCAGCCCAGUACCCCUCAGCAGUCAUCAUUCGGUGUGCAGAACUCAAGCUAUCCGUAUACCGGUCAGUCUGGGCAGCCUCCAUAUGGUUUAGCCGGAGCCAUGUCGUCUUACAGUUCUAAAUCAUUAAAAGCUGACCCGACACCAAUGCAAGGUCAGGGGUCAUAUCUUAGUGCUUAUGGGUCAGCAGGGUUUACAGGGUCGUCCAGCCAGGCUGCACAGAGUCCAUACUAUCAAAUGCAAGGAGGCAGUUUUACAGGGAGCAGUAGUUACCCUUAUCCUACAUGUAGCAGUAACACACCAACCACAAAUACACAGGGUUUUAAUAGUACACAACAGGGAGAGUAUGGUUCCUACGGAACAACAUAUGGUCAGAGUAGCUUUAACCAGUACUACACCCCACCUGGCUAUGGCAGUCCAUACAUGUCAAACAGCACACUGGGUCCGGCACCAACGUCUGUACCUACAACGACAACGACUUAUCAGCUAGCACCGUUACCGAGUGAAAAAUUUGUGGAUUCUCCGGACACUCUUGAAAGUGCUGUGGCGUCACGCGAGCCACCCAGUAAUGCUAACGAAGUUGAAAGUUCUUUCACCACAGACUCGUCUAUUAAGCUGGACGAUGCCAACGGCAUGGGGAGGGGGAGACAGGGUACAAAAGCAAGUAGCACAAGAAAUCGAGGGACAGGGAGGGGGAGGAGAAAUAACCCCUCGCCGCCCCCAGAGGAUGGAUUGGAGCGAGUGUUUGUGUGGGAUCUUGACGAAACGAUAAUCGUAUUUCAUUCGUUGCUGACAGGGUCUUACGCUACAAGGUUUGGAAAGGACGCUCCAGCAUCAGUGUCAUUAGGUCUUCGUAUGGAAGAGAUGAUAUUUAAUCUAGCAGAUACACAUCUAUUCUUCAAUGAUUUGGAGGAGUGUGACCAAGUUCACAUAGAUGAUGUUGCAUCAGACGACAAUGGCCAAGACCUCAGUAAUUACAACUUCCAGACAGACGGGUUCCACGCAGCAGCGACAAGUGCCAAUCUCUGUUUAGCAACAGGUGUGAGGGGCGGUGUAGACUGGAUGCGUAAAUUAGCAUACCGUUAUCGUAGAAUAAAGGAGAUCUACAGCGCAUACAAGAACAAUGUAGGAGAUUUGGUCUCCAUUUUGCCAGCAGGUUUGCUGGGCCCGCAGAAGCGAGAGCAGUGGCUUCAGCUACGAGCUGAGAUUGAGGCUAUGACAGACUCCUGGCUCACCAUAGCACUCAAGUCUCUCUCAAUCAUUAAUUCAAGGUCAAAUUGUGUGAAUGUUUUAGUCACGACGACCCAGCUUGUACCAGCGGUGGCCAAGGUGCUUCUGUACGGUCUAGGGGGCGUGUUUAACAUAGAAAAUGUCUAUAGUGCCACACGGGUAGGAAAGGAGAGCUGCUUCGAACGGAUCGUGGCGCGCUUCGGUCGUAAAAUCACUUACGUUGCAAUCGGUGAUGCCAAAGAUGAGGAACAAGCUGCAAAACAGAUGGACUUUCCAUUCUGGCGGGUCUCCAGUCACUCUGAUCUGGCUGCAUUACACCACGCCCUGGACUUGGGCUACCUCUGAGGGACGUUGUGUUGCAAAUGGCAGUGUGAACCUGCGGGGUACCCUGAGUAUUUCCGGGAGAUGCUGUUUGGAUGGCACUACAAAGACGACUGGUCCGGGUUAGCUCCGGGAGACAACCCGCAGACAAGGUACCUCUGAGAGGUCACUCUUUGAACAGUACAUAUCCUGCAGUAUCUCUACAAGAAACCUUGUGAAGGACUAGACCAUGUGGGAUUCUGUGUGUGAACAGUGUAAGACCAGGGUACCCCCAGAGAAAUGCUGUGUGUGAACAACGCUACACCAGGAUACCCAAGAGAAAUGCUCUGUGUGAACAGCACCAGACAAGGACACAACCCUGAGAAAUGCUGCGGUGCGAAUAGCACAACACCAGGGUACCCCGGGGAAAUGCCAUGUUGCGAACAUAGGAGAGGACAUUUACUGUUCAAUGUUUUAAACCCAUCGAUCCAACAUUACACCAGAACAUUUAUAUAUGGUGGUAGGAAAGAGACUGCAGCCCUGUUAUUAAACAAAUAUAUAUUGACUGGAACUUGAAGUCAAGCUCAGAGGGGCAUAUCUCUUGUUUCUGAUUUCAUACACAGAAUUAUUUACCGCUGCUGGAGGUAUCAAAUGAAGAAACUCAAGAGAGGAAGAAAAACAAAAAAACAUCAACUUUUGUAAACUUAAAGUGCAAGAACUAUGAUGAGCACUUUUUUUAUAUGUUCCAUUAUCGGUGCAUUUUGAUGUCUGAUUCAUUGUAGAUGUGAGAGCAUAAUCGUGUACAGAAUUUUCGAGUUGUGGCUUCUUUUUUUUCUUUUUUUUCUUCUCUCAUCCCAAUCGGUUUCCAUUGUUUGCACUUAUUAACCCGUGGGAUUAUUUUCAGCAAUUUUGGUCUUCGAUGCUGAGACUUUGUUACCAUGUGUAUUUGUAGACGUCUUAUACCGGUACAAAAUUACAGCAUCUUUCGUUAUGGAACAGGGAGUUCUGAAGUUUGCUGCAUCAGUUAAGAAAGCUAGAUGUUGAACUAUUGCAACUAUCUGGUGGAUUUUGAUGUUCACAAAUUGCCCUCAACUGGAUGUGAACCUGCGCUUUUGUUUGUAAAGGAUGCUGAGUGCUGUGUGAGAUCCAAGUUUGUAUUCGCUUCCUAUGCUGGAAUCGAACCAAUAACCUUUGACAAGCUGCUGAGAGCUGCAUACGGGUGUCUUAGCUCAUAUACACUAAUACCUUGGCUAGAAUAGAACCACUGCUAUCUGACAAUAUGCUGCAGGAAUCGAACCCUUUGUGUUGAACAUGGUACAGAGUGCUCAUGGAUGCAACCUACAAGUUAAGCAUCAGUGGAUUCUUCAAAUCAUUGUUGAACAUACUGCAGCUUUGAUUCUCAUCUAGUCAGAGCCACCAAGUAUCCUUGCCAAUUCACUCUGCCACCCCUUCUAGUUAUCCAAUAUGUAUGCAGCAUUUCAUCGAAGUGUAACCUACUCAUGAUCACCAUGCGCCCCCCCCCUUCUACGUUUGACUUUAUGUUUCUAUAUAACUGUUAAUUACGUCAAAACCAAAGAUGGUUUUUAAGUCUUCUUGGAUGUGGUAUUUGUACAUGUUCUGUUGUCAGUUCCUAAUAUAUAAAUUAUUGAUUUUAUGGAAAGUAAAAAUAUUAACUAGCUGGAAAUGUUUUGGCCACCAUCGGAGGCCGAAGGAGGAACUACGGAUCCACCGUCUGCCUUCCUGACAGUAGAUGUAGUUUUAGUACAUUUAUUUUCUUUCUUUUUUUUAUGUUGGAUUUACUUUUUGUCCAUGCACAUUAUGUAGGACCGGUUCACACCAGCUACUAGACUGGUCAUCUGGUUAUGUCUUUGAGCUUAAGUUAUUGCAAGUCCAAUGGGUUUAAACACACACUCCAGCUGCUAGAAUUUACAUUAUCUUAUCAUGUGUAAUGUUGAGAUUGUGUGCAUUGCGCCGAUCAGAUAAACAUUCAUUCCCUUUAGGCAUCACUGCAUCCAGGGCCCACUUUAAUAGAGCUGCUUAAGCACAGAAAGUAGCUAAGCACAGCAACAUUAUACUUACCAGAUUAAGGUUACCAGU
Molecule: messenger RNA, 4663 nt
Organism: Asterias rubens (European starfish)
Lineage: Eukaryota; Metazoa; Echinodermata; Asteroidea; Forcipulatida; Asteriidae
Product: eyes absent homolog 1-like
Exons: 19
Coding region: 473-2611 (712 amino acids)
Biological process (GO): cell differentiation; negative regulation of extrinsic apoptotic signaling pathway in absence of ligand; multicellular organism development
Cellular component (GO): nucleus
Molecular function (GO): protein tyrosine phosphatase activity
Source: RefSeq, a predicted model, not a curated record